Mizuhopecten yessoensis (Yesso scallop) is the source of this 3432-nucleotide messenger RNA. Its product is annotated as zonadhesin-like. NCBI's taxonomy places the organism in Eukaryota, Metazoa, Mollusca, Bivalvia, Pectinida, Pectinidae. The transcript is spliced from 7 exons. The coding region runs from base 441 to 2513 and encodes 690 amino acids. The record is from RefSeq and is a predicted model, not a curated record.
AGCAGACGACAUGAAGUGUCUGAGAAGUGCUCAGCCUUUAAGGGAGAAUUUCCAGGUACAAUAGCAUGUAAUUAAUUGGCACGUUUUCGUAUACACGCGGCCUGACCAUUGGUCAAUGAUCUGACCCGUUAUGCUAAUUAGCCGAUCCGGGUUAAUAGGACUAAUAUUUGUGAACGGGAUUACCGGUGAAUCGACUGCGAGCUUUGUGUAUACAACACAAUUAUGGAAAUUUAUCUUACCUGUAUGGGCCAUGCUUGAACGAACAUGUUUUAAAACCCGUUCUUGCCUGGGCUUUGUUUGUCGAGAGUAGGGACGGGCACUGGGGCAUUACAGAUCUAGCGUUUACAAGUGGUGUACGUACAGUGUAUACGUAUACCCAGACACGCACAUUCUUCAGGGAAUUGUCCUUAUACCCAUGGUAAAAGUGGAAGCGUUCAAUAAUGGCGGACUUAGACUCUGCUAUAGUGUGGACGGACGGUCAGGUCUCGGCCAAAGAAGCCGUGAACAAGCUGGGACUACCGUGUAUGGUUAAGGUUGUGAAUGGAUGUACACACGCCGACUUUUCGGAGGGUUAUUUGUUAAAGCUCGACUUCGGAAUAGCCAUUAAAAAGGUAGCGGCAUGUUUUGUGUCCAAACGUUCCGAUAGUACGGGUAAAUCGGACGAAAUAUUCAUACCCCUGGGAUACGCGGGGAAGGUGAGGAUAGCUCGCGAGGAUGCGGGAACCAAGAUAUACACGACGCUGAAGGACCUGAUAGAGGACUUCCCGCGGUAUGUAAAGGUUGAGGAUGGCUUCUCCUCAACGGGGGAUGGCAGCGGCAAACCUCUGGCGGUACCGACCGGAGCCCAGCUCGAACUGGAUAAGGCAAUAGGAACGGCAAACCUUUACUGUAAGUUCAAUGAUAAGACAAUCGUCCUCACCACCAAGGAUAAAAUCAGGUUCCGGUUGCUGUCAGACGACACGACGUAUACAUUACAGGAAGUCGUCGACAGAUUACAUUUACCGCAAACUGUCCGAUUUCUUGACCCGCAGUUUCAAACGGUAGCCAAAACUGACCUGAAUGGGGAGAAGUGUGACGUCAUCGGUGACACAUUGAAGCUGAGUCGGGUUUCAAACCAUGAGGUCAUUGUGGGUCUUCUGAGACCGUCAGUGUCACCCACAUGUGGACCCGGAACUGCUAAAAAGAAGGUCCAGCCCACGCUGGCAUUAUUUCCUCUCCAAGCCAGUGCUGCUGUUAAUGAUGUAAAGGUCAAAGUCACUGCAGACAAAAACGACAAAACGUAUAAAUCGACAAUGGCUAAACUGUUCCCCCAGACAGUGGACAGAACACUGAUUCAGGAAAGUUUUUAUGUCGACUUGACGAGUAAAGUUAACAUACACAUACAGAAAGACAAUACAUGGAUUACCGUCAAACCAUCCCCAAUCAAACAGGAUCCUGUCCCCUCUCCCGCGGCCACGCCACCACCUCUCCCCCCGGACAGGGACGAACGAAAACUGUCCCCCAGGUCCAAAACACCGACAUCUCCGAUUCAGUUGUCUCUUCCUGGUGCCAAAUCCCCAACCAAGGAUGACGGCCCAAAAUCUCCGAAAGACAAAAACGCAAAGAAGGACAAAAAGGACAAAGACAAAAACAAAACAAAAUCAAAAGAAUCGCCAAGACCCAGUAGCGGAAGUUCUGGCAGGUCAAGUCCCCCUUCCUGGCUGUCUAUACAGACGGAUGACCUUCACAUCGCCCCUUCAACACCCUCCCCAUCCCCGCCCCCUGCGCCGGAUGUACCGGUGAGGAACGUCCCCCGCAAGCCAACGCCCUCGACAGAUCGGACAAACAUAUCGGGACGCCCCCUGGUGCCAACUCCACUCGAAACAGAUGCCUAUGAGGAACCUAUUAAAAAUACCAAAUUCGAACUCUCUAAAAAGUCCGAUGCACAAGGACAAGCCAGCGAGUACGAAAGCUUACGACAUAGCGCCGAUGGACCCUACGCAGUGUUACAGAGUGAAGAUAUAUACGACGAAUUGGACAUUCAAGAAGACAAAGAUACGAAAAAGAAGGACAAGGAUAAAGACAAAGAUAAAAAGAAGAAAGGUGGUUUUAAAUUUUUCACUGGAGGAAGAAAGAAAAAGCAAGAGGGAUCAAGAACCAGCUUGUCUGAACUGGCCACGGAACCCGUGGAGCGACCAACGAUGGCAAUGGAUAAAAUCCCGGAUAUGUCGUCCAUAGGGAAAGACAAGAGUUCCAAACCAAAGCCUGUUGGUACUGUAAGACCUAAUUCCAAAUCCCUGCCGGAAAUCCCAGGGAAACCGACCGAGUUCAAGUCGUUCUCCGUUGUGAAUCUGACGGAAUGUCUGCAUCAAUGUGGUCUUCCCGAUCUCGCUAAACUGUGCGAGAAGGAAAAACUGGACGGAGACUUCCUGUCCACGUUGUCCGAAACUGAUCUCACCAAGGAACCAUUCUCCCUAAACCCUCUACACCUAAAAAAGUUAGAGAGAAUCAAAGCUGGUUGGCGACCAACGUAACGCGUGUUUUAUAUAAGUGUAAUGUAAUGUCUAAAAUUGACUUGCACUGACUAAAUACCAAUAUUUUGUCGGUUCCUUUGCAACAGGGUAAACGUGUCUUUAAAACUUGAAUUGUUUACCUUGUUGAUGCCACGCAGGUUCGUGACAAACUUAGUACAAUUCAAAAUCAAAACAAGCAAUGAGACAAAUCAUUUCACCUUGUGCGCGUGGAACGUUUAAUUGACGAUCCCGUUUCAGUCGACUCUUGUUUCAGGUGAACCUAAAACAUGAUCCAGCAGCUGCAAUAGAAAGUUGGCAAGAACUUGAUCUCCAGGAAAUUGACUUGGUGCAGUUAAUUACAUCGGACCAAACAAAUGUGUGUUUCAGGUAUCCCGACCUAUCCAAGAUUUUCCUGUCGAGCCUAGAGCAUUAUAUCCCAAAUUUAUUAUCAAGGCAAAGCUCAGUCGCUCAUUAAAAUAACUUUUUCGUGUUCGGGGAGCCUGACUACGCUCUUGACAGUUUUAUAUAGUUACUGUAAUGAGUGGAAGUGAAUUGGAAAAUUUGAAAAUUUUAAUACCUGAAACACACAUAGUUUUGUCUUGGCCUGACAGAUGAAAAAAUAUGUAACAGAUGGCAUUGUCUCCAGCGUGACGCAGCUGGACUGCGUCUGUCCUAGACACAUUAAGAGUUGGGAUGCUGCCUCUCUCUAACCCGGGAGUCUGACCCUCCCUCGGGAGUCAAUCCCACCCCAAUAUGUUUCUGUUCUUUGUGUAACUACCGGUGAUAAACGGAAAUUAUAUAUAUCUACUUCAUAUUUAACUUCUUAUUACAUUUAAUCAAAUAAUGUUUCUGAAAUAAGUUGACAAUUCGUGUUUUAAAAUGUCUUUUAUUGUAUUUUUAAUGAAAUUUUAUUUUUGUAAUAAAAACAUUUUCUAUAAGA